Dentiscutata erythropus is the source of this 313-nucleotide messenger RNA. The record is from the annotation of a GenBank genome assembly. Lineage: Eukaryota; Fungi; Glomeromycota; Glomeromycetes; Diversisporales; Gigasporaceae.
AUGAGCACCAACGAAGAAACCCCUUCUUCCAUCGCUUUUGACGUUGACAUUAAAGAAAAUCCUGAUGCGUCCCCACCCAAACAUCUUUUGGAGAGGUUAAAUGCAGAGAAGGCCUCGGGAGAAGACAUCAACGCAAAACUCAUAGCUGCGGAAGAGAGAAAGAAACAGUUAGACGCUGAAAAGGCCCAGAAAGCUGCAAAUGAAGUUGCUCACGCAAAAAAAGUCGCCGAAGAACAUCGCCGUCUAUCUGACGCGAAUAACAAAGAGGGUUUGGCCAAAUUACAGGAAAAACUUUCUCAAGCUGAAAUUCGAC